AUGCCCCCAGGCAGCACCAUCAAGGACCUCAAGGGCUUCAUCGAGGCCGACACCAACCUCCCUUCGGCGUCACAGAGCCUCUACCUGAACGGCCAGCCGGUAUCCAUCGAAACACAAACACUAGAGGAUGCCGGAAUAAGGGAUGGCGAGAUGUUGGCCGUGGUGAUGCGCGCCGCACCUCGACCAAACCGGAAUCUUCACCAACCCGGACGACCUACCCAGCCUGAUCCAGAGGGUGUUCGCCAGCUCGUCCUGAACGACCCGCAACAGAUGCAUAAGCUGCGUCAAGGCGACCCCGAGCUCGCCGCUACUGUCAACGACGCUGCCCGCUGGAGAGAGACGUACGCCAUGCGACAGCGACAAGCAGAGGAAUCUGAGCGCGAGCGUCAGAACCAGAUCGCCCUGCUCAACGAGGACCCCUUCAACGUCGAGGCACAACGGAAGAUUGAAGACAUUAUCCGCCAGGACCGCGUCGUCGAGAAUCUGCAAAAGGCCUACGAUGAGAACCCCGAAGUAUUCACACGCGUGCACAUGCUCUACGUCAACACCGAAGUCAAUGGCGUACCCGUCAAGGCCUUUGUUGAUUCCGGCGCCCAGGCCACCAUCAUGUCACCCGACUGUGCAGAGCGGUGUGGAAUCAUGCGUUUGAUGGACGUACGGUACGCCGGUAUGGCACGUGGUGUCGGUACGGCACGUAUCCUGGGUCGUGUGCACCACGCCGAGAUCAAGAUUGGAGGUGCCGUUAUGCCGUGCGCCUUCACUGUCAUGGAAGGCAAGGACGUCGAUCUGCUGUUUGGUUUGGACAUGCUCAAGCGCUACCGCGCCAAGAUUGAUCUAGAGAAGAACGCACUAUGCUUCGAAGGUCAGGAAGUACCUUUCUUGCACGAGUCUGAGAUUCCCAAGAGCUUCGAGGAGGCCGAGCUAAACGAGCCUACCGUUUCUGGUCCCAAUGGAGAGGAAAUCGGUGCCAAGACGGGUGCAGUGCGGCCCAAGGGUUCUGCUCAUGCUGGUCCCUCCAACGCUGCAUCAUCGUCAUCGUCUCAAUCGGCUCAGUCGGCACAACCGCAAGCAGCACAGUCCAAUGCAUCCAAGGCGCCCCUGUCGUCUCCAACCCCACUUAACUUUCCUCGGGAGCACGUCCAACAGCUGAUGAGCAUGUUCCAUUGCAGCGAGCUAGCAGCCAGGCAAGCGCUGGAGAUGUACGGGGGCGAUGUCGAACUUGCCGCGGGUUUCCUUCUCGAAAGCAUCGACGAAGAUGACCCGGCGCAGUUCCUAAUCACUCGUCGGUACUCGGCUUGGUUACACGAGCGGUACUGGGAAGACGCACGACGACGACAACGACAACGACGACGGCCUUAUUGA
Molecule: messenger RNA, 1362 nt
Organism: Pyrenophora tritici-repentis Pt-1C-BFP
Lineage: Eukaryota; Fungi; Ascomycota; Dothideomycetes; Pleosporales; Pleosporaceae
Product: aspartyl protease
Biological process (GO): proteolysis
Molecular function (GO): protein binding; aspartic-type endopeptidase activity
Source: RefSeq, a predicted model, not a curated record